CAUUUCUGAGAAAACUCAUCAAGGUGAAAUAUGGCCGAUGUCGUUCGGCCACAAGUACGUAUGCGAUCGCGGCGCGCCAGACGUGUCGUAAAUUUCUCGCAAAUACCGCAACUCGAUCACGUUCGACGGGAUCUCAACGCGGAACGUACGUAUGCCGUUGGCCAAAAAGGGAAAAGGGAAAAGCGGCUUCCCAUUACGCUCUUAAUUGAAACAGCGAUCUCAAAUGUAGGGGAAUGCGUCCGUCUUGAAUAUCGACGGACACAAAGAGAGAAACGGUAACGUUAAAACGGUCGAAAAAAACGGCAGGGGGAGAUUGAAGGAAAGGGUGGAAAGGCCGGAAUGAAUAGAGGGAGGCGGCUGGAAAGAGAGAAAGAGAGAAAACGUGAUAAAUCUCGCCGCGAACAAUAAGUUAUCGUAAAGAAUCGUUUUCGCGUUUCGUGACACGGCGGGAAGAACAAUGAUUUGUCGGAGAAAUUCUCCAAUUCCAAUUCCAAUUUCAGAAAUGGCCCUAGAGACACCGACAUGGCUGAAUCUAUGCUUCGCGGAGAAGAUCCUGCGAAAGUCGGAAGGCGACAAUUCUAUCGAAGUGACCGAUAUAUUCUCAAAACCGGCCACGAAUAAAGGUGACAACUACGCCAGCGACAUGAUCAGGAUUACUGUCGAAUUUUCACGUGAUCAAGAUGGCCGUAAGAUUUCAGAGAAGAAAUCAAUCAUCAUUAAAGCCUCGCCUAUAAUUGAUGGUGCUCGACAGGAACUUAUCGAGCAAUCAGGUCUCUUUCAAACCGAAAUAUUAAUGAUGUCAGAUACCUUGGAUAAAAUGAAUAAGAUGUUAGACCCAAAGCACCGCUUAAGUGGAAAAGGUCUAUACGUACAAAAUGAAAAUCCAACGCUUUUGGCGAUCGAGGAUCUCGCGCCUCUCGGCUAUCGCAUGGCCUGUCGUCUGUCUGGUCUUGACCUAACUCAUUGCGUAUUGGCACUUCGCGGAAUAGCCAGGUUUCAUGCAACCUCUGUAGCCGUAUGCGAGAAGGAACCAAAGCAAAAAGAUAUGUAUGCAAGAGGAAUGUUUAGCAGCCUGCAACCAAUAGAAUUGAGAGGUUUUUUCAACAUGAGUGUUAAAGCUCUAGCAGACGAAGUCGCAACCUGGCCAGGAAUGAAAAAAUACGCGGAUAAAAUUGCUAAACUUGUCGAUCACAUAUACCAAAUAGGAAUAGAUGCAACCAAGCGCUCUGAUGAUGAAUUUAAUGUUAUUAAUCAUGGUGAUGUCUGGGUGAACAAUAUGAUGUUCAAAUAUGACAAUGAUGGCAAUCCUAUUGAUCACAUUUUUGUGGACUUCCAACUGUGUAUCUACACGUCGCCGGCACUCGAUCUUCUCUAUUUUCUCAGCACAAGUCCUUCACUGGAUGUCAUUGAAAACAAGAAAGAUAUUUUAUUAAAUGAAUAUCUUGGCACUUUAUCGAUGACUAUGAAACAACUAAACUGCAAUACGCAGCCGCCCACUAUGGAAGAACUGAAGACUCUCUUAAAACGAAGAGCUAGCUACGGGAUGAUAGCAUCCUUCUCAGUUUUGCCGAUAGUAUUGUGUUGUAAAACUGAGGCAAAAGAUUUAGGAGAGCUUAUAACCGAUGGUUUUACAAAUCCAGGUCUUAAAAGUGAAAGUUAUAAAAAAUUAAUGCAAAAAAGACUUCCACUGUAUGAUGAGUGGGGUUUACUAGAUCUCUAAUGCAUUUUUUUCUUUAAUAAUAAAGAAAUAAA
Trachymyrmex septentrionalis is the source of this 1752-nucleotide messenger RNA. RefSeq lists its product as uncharacterized. Lineage: Eukaryota; Metazoa; Arthropoda; Insecta; Hymenoptera; Formicidae. Bases 458 to 1720 code for a protein of 420 amino acids. The record is from RefSeq and is a predicted model, not a curated record. The transcript has 5 exons.